GAUUUCUCUCUCAUCAAUCUAUGUCUCUUUCUCUCUCUUUUAAUUUUUCGAAAUUAUAAUUGGCUCCUUUUGUACUGUACUUGUCUUUCCAUUUCUGCGUUGUUCUCAUCGAAAUAUCUUAUCAUCAACAUGAUUCAUGAAGAUUAUGAUUCUGUGCAAAAAAUUCGAUGCUUUAUGUUCUGUUUCUUUAGAUCUGGUUCUGGGUUUGUCAGAUCUGAAGAUCUGCUUAUGGGUUUUCAGAAAAAUUUGAUUUUGAUUUUAAAAUCCCUAAUUUUCGUUUCUGGGUACCUCAAAGAUCUGUUCUUUCAUUAGACCCUGUUACUGAAUCUUAGAAAAUGGAUUGAUCUUAUGUUAAUUUCAUGUGAAUUUCGAUUGCUUAAUGUUCUGUUAUUGAACUUUUAAUGCCAUUGUUUGUAGUUUAUAAUCACAAUGGAUGAUGAUGGAUUUCGCAAUUGGGGAUACUAUGAACCAGCGGCUGCUUCAUUUAAAGGUAAUCUUGGUUUGCAGCUGAUGUCUACUAUUGACCGGAACACUAAACCGUUUUUACCCGGGCGUGAAUCGAAUCUGAUGAUCGGUUCAAACGGUUCGUAUCACCCGCGAGAGCAUGACAUGAACUAUAGCUGGAUUAGUCAACCCAAGGACAACAAGUUCUUCAACAUGUUGCCUAUAAGCACCCCGAAUUACGGGAGUGUGAUGUCCGAAACAUCUGGUUCGAAUUCGAUGCAGAUGAUACAUCAACCGGUUGUGAAUUCAUCCCGGUUUGAGGAGAUUCCAAUCCCUCCUCGUGAAGAUGAAAUUGUUCAGCCUAGUAAGAAGAGAAAGAUGAGAGGUAGCAUCUCAACACCAACAAUACCGAAAGCUAAGAAGAUGCGUAAACCGAAAGAGGAGCGCGAUGUUGCUAGUAGCAAUGUUCAACAGCAGCGUGUGAAACCGGCUAAGAAGAGUGUUGAUCUUGUGAUUAAUGGUGUGAGUAUGGACAUUUCUGGUUUACCUGUACCGGUUUGCACUUGUACUGGAACUCCUCAGCAAUGUUACCGUUGGGGUUGCGGCGGAUGGCAAUCCGCUUGUUGCACAACUAACAUUUCAGUGUAUCCUUUACCGAUGAGUACUAAGAGACGCGGGGCAAGGAUUUCAGGUAGGAAGAUGAGUCAAGGUGCGUUUAAGAAGGUCCUAGAGAAAUUAGCAACAGAAGGUUAUAGCUUUGGGAAUGCGAUUGAUUUGAAGAGUCAUUGGGCUAGACAUGGAACCAAUAAGUUUGUCACGAUCAGAUAGUUUGAGUUUUUCUCAUUGAUCGUGUAUAUACAACAACUUGUGACCUUUGUUUUCCUUCUUCCUCUUCAAGGUAACUUCUUCGGUUUAGGGUUUGAAUCAUAUCUUAAUUCAUACAUUCUUAAUGUUCUGUUUUUGUUUGUUUGAAGAUUUCUUUGAGAAACUCUGUAGGAAGCAAAAAUGUUGUUUUUCUUUUCUUUC
Arabidopsis lyrata subsp. lyrata is the source of this 1470-nucleotide messenger RNA. RefSeq names its product protein BASIC PENTACYSTEINE1. NCBI's taxonomy places the organism in Eukaryota, Viridiplantae, Streptophyta, Magnoliopsida, Brassicales, Brassicaceae. The coding region runs from base 430 to 1272 and encodes 280 amino acids. Gene Ontology annotation, cellular component: nucleus. The transcript has 2 exons. Gene Ontology annotation, biological process: response to ethylene. Gene Ontology annotation, molecular function: sequence-specific DNA binding; DNA-binding transcription factor activity. The record is from RefSeq and is a predicted model, not a curated record.